AUGCUUCGUUUAAUAAAUGCUGCAAUGAAUGAUGAACUAUUCUUCAGCAUUGCGAACCAUACAGUCACAAUUGUUGAAGCUGACGCUGUAUACGUUAAACCAUUUCAGACUGAUGUAGUAAUGAUAACCCCGGGCCAAACCACCAAUGUUCUUCUAAAUGCCAAGCCAUACUAUCCCGGUGCUACUUUCCUCAUGGCUGCUAGGCCUUACUUCACUGGCCAGGGCACUUUUGACAAUUCAACAGUUGUAGGUAUUCUAGAAUACGAGCAGCCAUUGAAUCAUACUUCCAAUGCGAAAAAGAUGGUUUUCAAGCCAACUCUUCCACCAAUCAAUGCAACCACUUUAGUUGCCAACUUCACUGGGAAGUUCCGUAGCUUAAAAAACCCUAAUUUGACCGCAAGUGUUCCACAAAUGGACAGGAUAUUCUACUUCACUACGGGACUAGGUUCGAGUCCAUGCCCUAAAAAUAUAACUUGCCAAGGACCUAAUGGCACAAAAUUUGCUGCUUCAGUUAAUAAUGUUUCUUUUGCUCUUCCCACUACAGCUUUAUUACAAGCCCAUGUCACCAAAAAAUCUAACGGUGUCUAUACCACUGAUUUUCCCAUCAACCCACCAAAUCCAUUUAACUACACGGGGACUCCACCCAACAACACCCUAGUGAGCAUUGCAACCCGUCUUGUUGAAUUGCCAUUCAACACCAGUGUGGAGCUUGUUCUCCAGGACACCAGCAUUUUGGGCGCUGAAAAUCACCCUCUUCACCUACAUGGCUUCAAUUUCUUCGUUGUUGGUCAAGGAUUUGGAAACUACAACGCAAAACAGGACAGAAACAAUUUCAACCUGGUGGAUCCUGUUGAAAGGAACACAAUUGGCGUUCCAGCCGGUGGUUGGGUAGCCAUUCGAUUCCUAGCAGACAAUCCAGGAGUGUGGUUUAUGCACUGCCACUUUGAUGUACACACAAGUUGGGGUCUGAGGAUGGCUUGGAUUGUAAUGGAUGGGCCACUACCGAGUCAAAAGUUACCACCACCACCAUCAGAUCUUCCAAAAUGUUGACAGCUUGAUUGAAUCCUUGUGGACUCCUCCAUUUUGAGUUUUCCUGUCUUCCUAUCUGAAUUAAUUAAUGUAUUUCUUUUGUUGAGUGUGUAGUCAGAAGCGAGAUAAGUCCUUCAAUUGUGUUACUUCAAUCCACUCGGAAAAAAAAUAGAGCGAACAGUUGAAGAGGCGACUUGGGGUUUUUUUAAUCUUUGUACCUUCACUUUCAAAACACUUUAAUUUUCAGUUUUCAAGAUGUGAUACAGAUACAGUUCUUGUUACUUCUUUUCCUUGCAUUCUUCUCUUAGUAAGUCUGACUCUAAAAUAAUUUCACAAGUAAAGAAGAAAGAAGAUUAUGGACAGGAUGAAGCAAUACAUUCAUGGAAAAACGGAUCAAUGAGUACCUGAAGAAGAUUUUACCUCAGUUCUGAACCAGCUGAAGUGUAGAAAAUCAAUACCCGAGACACUUCAACUGCUGUAUGAAUCUAGAAAACAACUACAGGAAAAAAAACUUGCAUACAUAUAAAGCAAGCCAGUAAAAGUGAAGGAUAGCCUAGCAAGCAUGAAAGGAAAUGCCAAAAAUAAAAAAUAAAAAAUAAAAAAAAUCUACAAUGUAAUGAAAUCUCCCGAUCCAAUAUCAAAGAGAGACAGAGAGCAGAUCAUGCAAAGCUGUUGUGUAGAUCUUUUUUCCUUAGCAACCACAAUAUAAAACUCCCACAACAAAAAGAAAAAGAAAAUAGGACAAAUGGACAAUGUAAAAUGAUAGAACAAAAGUUGGUCCAUAUCAUUUCAGUGUUUAAUUACGAUAUAACAAUACAGGCUGGAUCGAUUAAGGGAAUCUUUAUUCUCACGCUGGUCAUCUAAUGGGCUAUACACAGACAAAUAAUUGUAUAUUUAGCCAUCUAUAUAUGAUUGAUCUUUGUCA
Olea europaea var. sylvestris is the source of this 1954-nucleotide messenger RNA. RefSeq names its product laccase-4-like. NCBI's taxonomy places the organism in Eukaryota, Viridiplantae, Streptophyta, Magnoliopsida, Lamiales, Oleaceae. The coding region runs from base 1 to 1050 and encodes 349 amino acids. Gene Ontology annotation, molecular function: oxidoreductase activity; copper ion binding. The record is from RefSeq and is a predicted model, not a curated record. The transcript is spliced from 2 exons.